CAUUUCAUCAUUAUUGGUGUUUUGUCUCAUGUUCUGUCGUACUUUUAACUUAUAAGUAGUCACUCUGGUCCACAGAGCUCUAUGAUGUCGUAGCAUUUUAUUAGUACUAAUUUGAUAUGUCCUGUACAUAUAGAUUACAGAACAAAUUAAAGGAAUUAAAUAAACAAAAAAAAAAAAAGAAGAAGAAGAAGAGGUAAUUCAGAAGGAAUGAAUUCUGCUUCCAAACAUGUAUGUGUGAUCGGUGCAGGUCCAUCUGGGUUGGUGACUGCAAGGGAGCUGAGAAAAGAAGGCCAUAAUGUUGUUGUCCUUGAACAAAAGCAUGAUGUUGGAGGCCAAUGGCUAUAUGAUCCAAAUGUUGAAGAUGAAGAUCCAUUGGGAAAGGGUUUGUUCUUAAAGGUUCACAGCAGUGUUUAUGCAUCUUUAAGAACGGCUUCUCCAAGGGAAAUCAUGGGGUUCACUGAUUUUCCAUUCAUUGUGAAGAAGGAAGAAGAAGGCGGUGGGGAUAGUAGGAGGUAUCCAAGCCACACUGAAGUUCUUGCUUAUUUAAGAGAUUUUUGUGAGUGGUUUGGAUUAAGGGUUUUGAUUAGGUUUAACACUAGAGUGGAAUAUGUUGGAAUGUUGAACUACAAUGACGGAAGUGGUGGCGGCUGUGGUGAUGGAUUUGAGAACUUGAAAUGGAUCGUGAGAAGCGUACUUGAGGAGAAGAAGUUUGAUGAUGAUCGGAGAGUGGUUGGGUUGCCGGCAUCAUCGGAAGAAGUCUUUGACGCGGUGGUUGUCGCCUCCGGCCAUUAUGCUCAACCUCGUUUACCUGAUAUUAAAGGUAUGGAUGAAUGGAAAAGGAAGCAGAUGCAUAGUCAUAUCUACAGAAUUCCACAACCAUUUAAGAAUGAGGUUGUGGUGGUGGUUGGAAAUUCACAAAGUGGACAAGAUAUUUCGAUGGAGCUCUCAAAAGUUGCAAAGGAAGUAUAUUUAAGCGCUAAAGAUCCAUCGAAUGUCACCGAGGGCUUAUCCAAAGUUCUUGCAAAAAGUAAUAAUCUACAUCUUCAUCCAAUGAUCCAAUCGAUACAUGAAGACGGACGAGUUUUAUUCAUAAACGGUCAAUGGAUUAUUGCCGACACUAUCAUAUAUGCUACCGGGUACUCAUAUUCGUUUCCAUUUCUGGAUACCAAAGGAGUAGUUAAGGUGGAUGACAAUGUUGUAGGACCUCUCUAUGAACAUACAUUCCCUCCUUUACUUGCUCCCUCUCUUUCUUUUGUUGGAAUUCCCCAGAGGUUGAUCGGAUUCCCAUUCUUCGAAUCGCAAGCAAAAUGGAUAGCCCAACUUCUCGCAGGAAAGAACCAUUUGCCAUCAGUUGAGCAGAUGAUGAGGUCUAUCCAAGAAUUGUAUGAACUCAGAGACUCUUCUCACAUUCCAAAACACCACACUCACCUUGUUUGUUUUGAGUAUUGUGAUCGGUAUGCUGAGUUCUCAGACUCACUGGCUUUAGAAGAAUGGAGGAAAGAUUUGAUGAGAUCAAGUUUGGUCGGUUAUUUGAGCGAUUUGGAGAACUUUCGGGACUCAUAUGAGCAUGACCAAGAGUUGCUUCAAUUAGCUUACAACAGCUUUCAUUUUACCCAUUUUAGAAUUUAACAAUUUGAAUUCUCUCCAAUUAACUUCUCUAGUAUCAUCCCAUCAAUGUGUUAUGGUGUGUACAUUCUCAUACAUCUAUUUGUUCAUUCAAAUGGGAAAAAAAAAUAAAAAAUGAAAAUAUUGUUUUGAGUGUUGUUGGAAAAGUACAUUCAUGCUCUAUUACAAGAAUAAAGGUCUCCU
Oldenlandia corymbosa var. corymbosa is the source of this 1809-nucleotide messenger RNA. NCBI's taxonomy places the organism in Eukaryota, Viridiplantae, Streptophyta, Magnoliopsida, Gentianales, Rubiaceae. The record is from the annotation of a GenBank genome assembly.